GCGGGGGCGGGGAAGCCCCGCCCCCCGCUCCAAUGGGGGCUGGGCCGGGAGAGGUCGGUGCAGGAGGUGCAGCUGCCGCGGCCGAGGGAAGAUGGCGGAGGAGGAGAAGCUGCCUGCGGGCUGGGAGAAGCGCAUGAGCCGCAGCUCCGGCCGUGUGUAUUAUUUCAACCACAUCACAAAUGCCAGCCAGUGGGAGCGCCCCAGCGGCACUGGAAAGAAUGGCCAAGGGGAGCCCACCAAAGUGCGAUGUUCACAUCUCCUGGUGAAACACAACCAGUCCAGAAGACCCUCGUCGUGGAGGCAGGAAAAGAUCACACGGACCAAAGAUGAGGCACUGGAGCUUAUAAAUGGCUACAUCCAGAAGAUAAAAUCGGGAGAAGAGGAUUUUGAAUCUCUUGCUUCCCAGUUUAGUGACUGCAGCUCAGCAAAAGCGGGAGGUGAUCUGGGUGCAUUUGGAAGAGGUCAGAUGCAGAAACCUUUUGAAGAUGCCUCAUUUGCGCUGAGGGCUGGCGAGAUGAGCGGACCAGUUUUCACAGAAUCAGGGAUCCACAUCAUCCUACGCACAGAGUGAAGUGCCUUGGUGACAUGUAGAAAGGAAAGGGCGAGGGGAAGAAAGGAAAAAAAAAAAAACCUACUCCAACCCUGCACUCUCCCAAAUGAACUUCAUAUCCAGUUAAAAAAAAAAAAAAGCUCAUUUCAUAUCUCAAUAUCUUCUGUGGCGCCUGACACAAUGUUUUUCACCUGCAGAGAUGCAUGGUUAGCCAAGGGUGAGAACGUAACCGAAAUAAGACAGUAGCAUCUUUCAUAAGCAGAGAGAAUGUUACAAACAAAAUUUCUGGCAUGCCACAGCUGCUUGAGUUAUAUUGACAUGCCUCCUAAGCUGAGGAAUUGUCGAUGCUAAAGGUCACACUUCAGUGCUUCCCACAUCCACCCUCUUAGAGAUACGGAGUAUUUAUUGCAGUGCAGCACUGAUGAUGGUGAAGUUGACUUGUGAACUCUGGUGCUAUGAUGGAAUGAACUCCCAACCCUCUGCAUGUUUGUUUAAAUACCAUUUAUUCUGGAUGAAAUGUAUUUGGUCUGCAGCCGAGUUCAUUGGUUUGUAGAGAUGAUUUACUAAAGCCAUUCAUGAAUUGACCAUAAGGUAACAAACAGUGAGCCAUCUUGGCAUGGGGCAUCUGUCAGUGCCUGCCUAUAGCUUCCCUUAAUGCAGUUGUCUCGGUGAGGAUUGCUACUCUGUCCUGUCACGCAGUGGCGCGUGGAGCGCUCUCCACCUCGACCAUUGCUUGGACUCCAAAACUUGAAGAUGCCUUUUGGUUCUGAGUACAAACGAGAGGUUAACGGCCAGUAGUUCCCACUGCAGGAAGGUCAGUAGCCAAUUGAAGCUGUGUAGCAGUACGUAGGAUGCUGUGUGUUAUCCAUUCCAGCGUGAGGUCACUCCAUUAUUUAGACAUGACCGUGCCAUUCGGUAGGACGGACUGUAUUGUGGAUUUUCAGUUUUAGCUAGAAGGCUGUUUUCUCAAGCUCCUCUCAAUCCACUUGUGGUUUAAACACUGUAAAUCAUUGUUUUCCAAUUACACUGCAUUGCUUAUGUUUAGUAAAAUAAAAUCAGAAAAAUCCCAGCUUUUGUCCAAUGCAAACAAGCUGUAUAGUUCCAGUUCUCUUAAGCAGAAAAUAAAGCCCUCUCCAAUUAAACAUUUCAA
Dromaius novaehollandiae (emu) is the source of this 1700-nucleotide messenger RNA. RefSeq names its product peptidylprolyl cis/trans isomerase, NIMA-interacting 1 (gene PIN1). Lineage: Eukaryota; Metazoa; Chordata; Aves; Casuariiformes; Dromaiidae. Gene Ontology annotation, molecular function: peptidyl-prolyl cis-trans isomerase activity; protein binding. The transcript has 4 exons. The coding region runs from base 92 to 571 and encodes 159 amino acids. The record is from RefSeq and is a predicted model, not a curated record. Gene Ontology annotation, cellular component: cytosol; nucleus.